This is a messenger RNA of Oncorhynchus keta (chum salmon), 9423 nucleotides long. RefSeq lists its product as uncharacterized. Bases 947 to 2002 code for a protein of 351 amino acids. The record is from RefSeq and is a predicted model, not a curated record. The transcript has 15 exons. NCBI's taxonomy places the organism in Eukaryota, Metazoa, Chordata, Actinopteri, Salmoniformes, Salmonidae.
AGACACCACAUGCAACCCCGCCUCCUCCUCCACCUCCUUCUCCUUCUCUAGCUGGAAGAAUUGUGACGGCAUUUGGGAAAAGCCAGUGAGAAGAGCUGCGACGAGCUGCAGUGUGUAUUGGCCACUGCGGUGCUUCAGAAUGGCGGAGGGGGGCGGCAGGUGCAGUGGAUCUGGGAUGCUGAACGGGGACCGCGGGGGAUGGACCAACUAAUCACCCUCCCGCACGUUCUGCCAGCAUCAGAACCACGCCGUGACAGAUCUGGACUUAGGCUAUUCUAUCUUCAGGAAAUAUUAAGACUGCAAUGAACUACACCACUACCAGAUCACAAGCAAGAAGAACUGUCGAAGCAGUUUCUUUUUUCUCUUCUACAGCAUUGGACAAAGAAUGCUGCAAUCUACUGAAUGGACAUGGACAAGAGAGAGACAGGAUCCUUGUUGCCACGGAGAAGAACAAGGAGCACAUGAAUAGAAGAUGGGUUCUGACCCCUUCAAGAUCACCUGACCUGAUUGGACCAACCGGAUGUUGGAGGCGCCAACCGACGUCUCUGGCAGGGCAAAACCAGGAACUAAAACAUCUUGAUCCUCUAGAGGGACCUUUUUAAAGUCACCCCUCUCCCCCCCACUUCCUUCUGGUGGGGGGGAGGGCAUAGCAGUUAGCCUAUCACAGCUCAGGACUUGUCCCUUCAAUAGCCAGUUAGCCUAUCACAACCAGGUCUGGUCCCUUUGUUAGCAAGUUAGCCUAUCACAGCUCAGGACUGGUCCCUUUGUUAGCCAGUUAGCCUAUCACAACUCAGGACUGGUCCCUUUGUUAGCUUGUUAGCCUAUCACAGCUCAGGACUGGUCCCUUUGUUAGCUUGUUAGCCUGUCACAGCUCAGGACUGGUCCCUUCAUUAGCCUGUUAGCGUAUUACCUGUGAGGAUACUGAGACCAGGAACAGACCAGCAUCAUGGAGGCUAGUCAGGGUCACAGCCAGGGCAGCCCUGAGAGCACUAACCGGGCCGUGGAGUACCUCCUGGAGCUCAACAACAUCAUAGAGAGCCAGCAGAAGCUCCUGGACACCCAGAGGCACCGUAUCGAUGAGCUAGAGGUCCAGUUAGACCGCCUGGCCCAGGAGAAUAAAGAUCUACGCCUGGACCGCCAGCGACCUUUACCCCCUGAACCCCCACCACCACCCGGCCCCCCGCCACCACCUGCCAACAAAACUAGCCACACAGCCAUACCCUCCGUACCAGUUCGCCCGGUUCAGACCAAGUCCUUUAGUAGUACCAGAACCAACACCACAGCCAUACCCUCCGUACCAGUUCGCCCGGUUCAGACCCAGUCUUUUUAUAGUACCAGUACCAACACUACAGCCAUACCGGCCUCCGCACCCCAGGUACCUGUAUGGGAUAAACACACCCCUCAAACCCCCAAGACCCCCCACCGUAUACCCCAAAUCCCAAAACAAACCCCCGUCACCACCCAGACCCCCCGCACCCCCCAGACCCCUAAACGAACCCCCCACACCCCGCUGACCCGCACCAUCUCGACCGGAACAGGGACCAGUUUCGUGGAGAUGGAGAAGGAGAGAUUAAACAGGUUGGAGAAAGAGAGGACAGAGAGACUUAAUAGUUCCACCUUGGGGAAUCCCACCAGCCACCCACACAGCCACAGACAGUCAGGCGUACCUCCCAACAAUGAAAGGUCAACACCUUAUUCCACCUGUUGCGCUUCUUCUUCUCGUUCCAAUCCUCCUACCACCAGCACCACCACCACCACCGUUACUACUACUCUUCCUGUUCCUAGUUCUACCUCCUCCCUCCACAGCAGUCUGACAGCUAACAGUCAGUCCAGCUCCACCCACCACCAGUACUGUUGCCCUGCCCGGCUGCUCCUGCCCAAGCCGCCUUGCGCCCUCCCCCCAUCCAGGCACUCCGACCAGGCAAGAGAGGACGAAGACGAUGACAUCGCCCAUCAGUUCUGUUGCCCCGCCUCUGAGUGCAGUAGCCCGUCCUCUAGGUAACCAGCCGAUCACUUGAACCUCCUUCUCGUUUUCUACCCUUGACCUCCAAACAACCUUACGGAGAAAACGCUGAGGGCAACAACUGGACACAACUCGUUGGUCGGGGUUUGAAAAAUAAAUAAACUUUUAAAACGCACAAACCUGGCUGGAGACAAGGCAGGAGCUCAGCGACACUGAACUGUAGUCUGGGACUUGGGGACUGAUCUGGUCUGGACUAGCUCUGGUCUGGACUAUCUCUCGUCUGGACUAGCUCUGGUCUGGACUAUCUCUCGUCUGGACUAGCUCUGGUCUGGACUAUCUCUCGUCUGGACUAUCUCUGGACUGAAUCUUUAUCUGCCAGAUUUUACCUUCCCUGUCCUUACCAGCAUGUCACCCUUACAACCUUGCCUAACUCCGAAUGACACAAGGCAGUCCUGAUCGGUUGACCCCUCAGACUCUGACCGUUGAAGUGUAGUGUAGGCAGUCUGAUCUCUGACCUGGGCAGUGUGUGAAGAGAACUCACCUACGCCGCCGGGCCGGGUCAAUUGAUGACGAGACGAUGGGAAGAAAGAAAAACAACGGAAAAUGAACCCUUCAGAUUCUUUCUGUAGCUCAUAUAUAUCUACUUCCUGUAUACUGCCCUCUAGUGUCUGUAUGCUGUCUCUUUUUACUCCUUUAAAUCUCACUCUUUCUUCUUUACCUCCUUGUGGACCUUCCUCUUCCCCUCUAUCGUUCAGUGAGAGAGGACAUGGUGGGUUUAACUCUAUUCUAACCAUACGGAAAAAUAAUGAGAAAUAUAUCAAAUCUUCCUGAUUCAGUGCCAAGAAAAGCUCUUCGUUUUCAACUCUUUAAACUUUAAAAUAUUGUAAUGUUUUGUGAACAGAAGAGUUAUGCUUUAUGAGCAAAAUAUCUGAAGACAAAUAUUUAUUUAAAUUAAAACAUAUUUUAGUUAGAUUUCCCUUUUCUCAUUAGAGAAAUACCGAAAUGACAUGAUCCUUUAUUAGUUUGCAGCAUAGACACAUAGAAACAUUAUGUCUACCCCAAACCCAGUAAGACUCGUAAGUCAACUCAUAUUGAGUGUGAAUAGUAAGCUAUUGCAAGGCCAAGGGAUGGGUGGGGAUAGAAACGUUACACAUGGGGUUCAAAUCUAAUUAGAACAGGGUAACCGUGGUAACCACGGUCUCACACUGAUCCUCAUCCAGACUUUCUGUAAAUAUCGAAAUUGGAACAACCAGCGGCAUUAUAGUUCGCUAGGCGCUACUUCCCCCUACCCCUUACACAGAUAUAGGACACUAGCAUAGCGGUUGUUAGAUACAGGACACUAGCAUAGAGGUUGUUAGAUAUAGGACACUAGCAUAGAGGUGGUUAGAUAUAGGACACUAGCAUAGAGGUUGUUAGAUAUAGGACACUAGCAUAGAGGUGGUUAGAUAUAGGACACUAGCAUAGAGGUUGUUAGAUAUAGGACACUAGCAUAGAGGUGGUUAGAUAUAGGACACUAGCAUAGAGGUUGUUAGAUACAGGACACUAGCACAGAGGUUGAUAGAUACAGGACACUAGCAUAGAGGUGGUUAGAUACAAGACAAUACCAUAGAGGUGGUUAGAUACUGGACACUACCAUAGAGGUUGUUAGAUACAGGACACUAGCACAGAGGUUGAUAGAUACAGGACACUAGCAUAGAGGUGGUUAGAUACAAGACAAUACCAUAGAGGUGGUUAGAUACUGGACACUAGCAUAGAGGUGGUUAGAUACAGGACACUAGCAUAGAGGUGGUUAGAUACAGGACACUAGCAUAGAGGUGGUUAGAUACAGGACACUACCAUAGAGGUGGUUAGAUACUGGACACUAGCACAGAGGUGGUUAGAUAAAGGACACUAGCAUAGAGGUGGUUAGAUACAGGACACUAGCAUAGAGGUGGUUAGAUACAGGACACUAGCAUAGAGGUGGUUAGAUACAGGACACUAGCAUAGAGGUGGUUAGAUACAGGACACUAGCAUAGAGGUGGUUAGAUACAGGACACUACCAUAGAGGUGGUUAGAUACUGGACACUAGCACAGAGGUGGUUAGAUAAAGGACACUAGCAUAGAGGUGGUUAGAUACAGGACACUAGCAUAGAGGUGGUUAGAUACAGGACACUAGCAUAGAGGUGGUUAGAUACAGGACACUAGCAUAGAGGUGGUUAGAUACAGGACACUAGCAUAGAGGUGGUUACAUAAGGACACUACCAUAGAGGUGGUUAGAUACAGGACACUACCAUAGAGGUGGUUAGAUACAGGACACUAGCAUAGAGGUGGUUAGAUACAGGACACUACCAUAGAGGUGGUUAGAUACAGGACACUAGCAUAGAGGUGGUUAGAUACAGGACACUAGCAUAGAGGUGGUUAGAUACAGGACACUAGCAUAGAGGUGGUUAGAUACAGGACACUACCAUAGAGGUGGUUAGAUACUGGACACUAGCACAGAGGUGGUUAGAUAAAGGACACUAGCAUAGAGGUGGUUAGAUACAGGACACUAGCAUAGAGGUGGUUAGAUACAGGACACUAGCAUAGAGGUGGUUAGAUACAGGACACUAGCAUAGAGGUGGUUAGAUACAGGACACUAGCAUAGAGGUGGUUAGAUACAGGACACUAGCAUAGAGGUGGUUAGAUAAGGAGACUACCAUAGAGGUGGUUAGAUAAGGACACUACCAUAGAGGUGGUUAGAUACAGGACACUAGCAUAGAGGUGGUUAGAUACAGGACACUACCAUAGAGGUGGUUAGAUACAGGACACUAGCAUAGAGGUGGUUAGAUACAGGACACUAGCAUAGAGGUGGUUAGAUACAGGACACUAGCAUAGAGGUGGUUAGAUACAGGACACUAGCAUAGAGGUGGUUAGAUACAGGACACUACCAUAGAGGUGGUUAGAUACUGGACACUAGCACAGAGGUGGUUAGAUACAGGACACUAGCAUAGAGGUGGUUAGAUACAGGACACUAGCAUAGAGGUGGCUAGAUAAGGACACUAGCAUAGAGGUGGUUAGAUAAAGGACACUACCAUAGAGGUGGUUAGAUACAGGACACUACCAUAGAGGUGGUUAGAUACAGGACACUAGCAUAGAGGUGGUUAGAUACAGGACACUAGCAUAGAGGUGGUUAGAUAAGGACACUACCAUAGAGGUGGUUAGAUAAGGACACUACCAUAGAGGUGGUUAGAUACAGGACACUAGCAUAGAGGUGGUUAGAUACAGGACACUACCAUAGAGGUGGUUAGAUACAGGACACUAGCAUAGAGGUGGUUAGAUACAGGACACUAGCAUAGAGGUGGUUAGAUAAGGACACUACCAUAGAGGUGGUUAGAUAAGGACACUACCAUAGAGGUGGUUAGAUACAGGACACUAGCAUAGAGGUGGUUAGAUACAGGACACUACCAUAGAGGUGGUUAGAUACAGGACACUAGCAUAGAGGUGGUUAGAUACAGGACACUAGCAUAGAGGUGGUUAGAUACAGGACACUAGCAUAGAGGUGGUUAGAUACAGGACACUACCAUAGAGGUGGUUAGAUACAGGACACUAGCAUAGAGGUGGUUAGAUACAGGACACUAGCAUAGAGGUGGUUAGAUACAGGACACUAGCAUAGAGGUGGUUAGAUACAGGACACUAGCAUAGAGGUGGUUAGAUACUGGACACUAGCACAGAGGUGGUUAGAUACAGGACACUAGCAUAGAGGUGGUUAGAUACAGGACACUAGCAUAGAGGUGGCUAGAUAAGGACACUACCAUAGAGGUGGUUAGAUAAAGGACACUAGCAUAGAGGUGGUUAGAUACAGGACACUACCAUAGAGGUGGUUAGAUACAGGACACUAGCAUAGAGGUGGUUAGAUACAGGACACUAGCAUAGAGGUGGUUAGAUACAGGACACUAGCAUAGAGGUGGUUAGAUACAGGACACUAGCAUAGAGGUGGUUAGAUACAGGACACUACCAUAGAGGUGGUUAGAUACAGGACACUAGCAUAGAGGUGGUUAGAUACAGGACACUAGCAUAGAGGUGGUUAGAUAAGGACACUACCAUAGAGGUGGUUAGAUAAGGACACUACCAUAGAGGUGGUUAGAUACAGGACACUAGCAUAGAGGUGGUUAGAUACAGGACACUACCAUAGAGGUGGUUAGAUACAGGACACUAGCAUAGAGGUGGUUAGAUACAGGACACUAGCAUAGAGGUGGUUAGAUACAGGACACUAGCAUAGAGGUGGUUAGAUACAGGACACUACCAUAGAGGUGGUUAGAGUCCAGUUGGCCCGUAACUUGUCUCUAAAGACAACUACAACCCUUUGAUGUACAGCAAUGAUAUUAUCCACUGUCGGCGUAUAUAUGACCACAUCAUGUUUCUUUGUCGUUGUAUUCUUAGAAAUAACUCAAGGAGAUGUAACAUAUUAUUGAAUAGUGAAACCUACUUCUGUGUUGUACAGAUACAUUAGGCUACACAGACUCUGCACUACAGUCCCAGGAACAGGACGUGAACCAUCCAAGCCUCUGGUUGUGUUAUAAUACUAGAGGAGGAGGAGUUAUAACACUAGAGGAGGAGGAGUUAUAACACUAGAGGAGGAGGGGUUAUAAUACUAGAGGAGGAGGAGUUAUAACACUAGAGGAGGAGGAGUUAUAACACUAGAGGAGGAGGAGUUAUAACACUAGAGGAGGAGGAGUUAUAACACUAGAGGAGGAGGAGUUAUAACACUAGAGGAGGAGGAGUUAUAACACUAGAGGAGGAGGAGUUAUAACACUAGAGGAGGAGGAGUUAUAACACUAGAGGAGGAGGAGUUAUAACACUAGAGGAGGAGGAGUUAUAACACUAGAGGAGGAGGAGUUAUAACACUAGAUGAGGAGGAGUUAUAACACUAGAGGAGGAGGAGUUAUAACACUAGAGGAGGAGGAGUUAUAACACUAGAGGAGGAGGAGUUAUAACACUAGAGGAGGAGGAGUUAUAAAACUAGAGGAGCCAGGUUAACUUAGUUAGUGUAGUGGAGCGUAGUGUAUAGGUCUAUGUCCCAAAUUUCACCCUAUAUGCAGUACUCUAUGGGUUCUGGUCAAAAGCAGUGCACUGUAUAGACGAUAGGGUGCCAUUUGGGAUGCACUUUAAGGGAUCUCUAGCAUCCUCUUUUCUCCCUUUUGUUCUGAAGUAGAGUGCAGUAGUGUUAGACACCAUGGUAAUCAGUCAGUCAGUCACUGUACAGUCAGUGUGUUGUCUUGUUUGCUCAUCACGUCAUGAUCAGUCCCUGGAUGUGGACUUCUUGCAGGUACUAUGGACGGAGAUUCGCAGUGUUCACAGUUGAGUUGCAAAAUUCAGGUUAACUUUUCCAAAAUUCCCAGGUUUUCCUGAAAUGCCAGUUGGAGGAUUCCCAGAUUUCCCUUCCGAAUCGAGGAAUAUUCAAACCAGGACUCUAAAGUGCGACCAAUCCGACCCAAAAAUAUUAUCCUGUGCGACCAGGAGUUUGAUUUUUGUGAGCACUGUUCGACUCUGAAAAAAAAUCUCCCGGGUUAAUACUUGGUGUAAUGAUAAGGCUUGGCUGUACCGUUGUUUCUCAGUGCCCUAGAGAAUCAGUGCAGAUUUGGUUAACGUCAUGGUUGCACUAUCACUACAGAGAAAUCACGGUUUACCCAACUAGAUCAAAAGAUCUGACCCAUGUUACCGACGCAGCGUUUCAUCUUCCUAUAAUGACGGGUUGGCUGACAACGUCACGGAAACUAUGCACACGCUUCAAUGGGGCAGAAGUCUUGUGUCUUGUUAGGAUUCUGGAUGGACAGAUAGCUAGCAACAAUGAUAAGAAACUGUCAUGUGGGGCAUCAUAAAUGUCUUAUUUUGAGAUGUUUUGACUAAUUGCAUGUCAAUGUUAAUAUGGCUCAAAUUCUAAGGCUAAGGUUGCUAACCAACAACCGAUAAUAAAGCUUGUCGUGGGUCGUUGUAAAACGAACCGCUCGUCGACAUCGUUAACCAUUUGUUUACAUUUUGUUCAGUCAUUGGCUAGCAUGUUAACGACCCGGUGACUUCACCGGUAUAUCCAAACAUUUGGGGGAACAGAAAUAAAAUAAAAAAGGGAUGAGAUGGGCUUCUUCAGAUCAAUGGAUGAUAGCGAUGAAAGAUGCUGUGUUGACCUGCUAGUCGAAACUAGAAAAACUCAAGAAAUGUCCGACCGGAAACUAAUUUCAGAGUUUUAUUAGUUCCGAUUGGCGUGUCAACUUGGUUUCUAUGGCAGCCAUCUUGCAUCGCAAACCUGACUUUUUUUUUAAAGAGACAGUGUACCAAUUAUAUGCAAUGCAUCUCAAUUAGAGAAAUACCUAAUAUUCCACAAAUUACUUUGUAAUUUCAAUGACAGGUAUUUGUAUCAACGCCUUAGCUUUUAUAAGAAGUUAAGAUCUUUACAGUAUGACAUAUUUGCUUCUAGGGUACAUAUAGGCCCAAUAAGGCUGCAUCUCAAUUUCUGGUGCUCCUAACUUUCAUGUUGUGCUCCUAACUUUUAAAAGUUAGGAGCACCAGUGCUUAAAAAAAAAAAGAAAGUGCCCUGAUUCCAGCUGGAACUGCGUACUCUUAUCACACUUGUUUCUGGUUGCUGUCAUGGCAACCACUGUAUCACACCUGUCUUCUGUUACCAAGGGGAUGGAAGUGAAGAGAAAGGGCUUGUCAAUGUCCGCGCCACCUCAUAAAUCUAAUUAGCAUAAUACAAAUAUCCCAAUUAAAAUCAGCACAUCUGCCUCUGUCGCACUUCCUCAUCUGCUGUGCAAGGUGACAGAGCUAGAGCAGUGUUGGUCAGACCAGGAGACAUCCCAUCUGAGGUGAAAGGUGACAGAGCCAGAGUGGCGUUUGUCAGACCAGGAGACAUCCCAUCUGAGGUGAAAGGUGACAGAGCCAGAGCGGUGUUUAUCAGACCAGGAGACAUCCCAUCUGAGGUGAAAGGUGACAGAGCUAGAGUGGUGUUUAUCAGACCAGGAGACAUCCCAUCUGAGGUGAAAGGUGACAGAGCUAGAGCGGUGUUUAUCAGACCAGGAGACAUCCCAUCUGAGGUGAAAGGUGACAGAGCUAGAGCGGUGUUUAUCAGACCAGGAGACAUCCCAUCUGAGGUGAAAGGUGACAGAGCUAGAGCGGUGUUUAUCAGACCAGGAGACAUCCCAUCUGAGGUGAAAGGUGACAGAGCCAGAGCGGUGUUUAUCAGACCAGGAGACAUCCCAUCUGAGGUGAAAGGUGACAGAGCUAGAGCGGUGUUUAUCAGACCAGGAGACAUCCCAUCUGAGGUGAAAGGUGACAGAGCUAGAGUGGUGUUUAUCAGACCAGGAGACAUCCCAUCUGAGGUGAAAGGUGACAGAGCCAGAGCGGUGUUUAUCAGACCAGGAGACAUCUCGAAAAUCGUUCUUCUUACUAAAUCCUCUGUAGUGUCUGAACUAUUAUGACCUCUCUACGGAAAGGUGAGACUUUCACGA